AUGUACGGAUUCGACGCAAUCCUUGCGAUUUCCGUCACCCACUGCUUCCAACGCCGCUCAAAGAACACCAGCAAGGGGCAAUCCACCGACAAUGGAUCGGUGGGGUGCGCGUUGGGUGUCCGGGAAUGGGAAUUUGUGGCUUUGAUGGAGCAGUGGGUGGGAGGACGAAGAGAGUGCGCGAGAGAGUGGCUGAGGAUCCGAGAAGCAGGAGGAGGAGGGAUAUCGCUAGGCGUCGAAGAGGUCUGGGGAGAGGUUGUGGUCAAAGACAAAGGGGCGCGUGCGGCGUGGGACAUCGAAGCCUCUCGGACAAUCGGACCGACCAUUGCUGGUGAAUCGGCUAAUGGAUUAGAGUGCGACUCGGAGGAUGGGGCGGAGGAUGUCGUUGAGGUUCAACGGCCUAGUGACUCUGAGGUGGAGGUGGAGGCAGCAAUGCCAUCUAUCCGCUUGAACUCGAGCUCUCGUCCCGCCCAGCACCAGUCGCUUCAAUAUCCCAAUUUGUGCUCCUCUUCGACAUCCGACCCUACCUAUGGAUCCGUCGAAAUGACGACCCAUGACCCCCUCCGACAUCGCCCAUCAUCGAUGCAUCCUCCUCCGAUACGAUCCCUGGCCUACUUCGACUCCACGAUGCUCUUCGAUGAGGCUACUUCCAAAGGAAUGUGCCGCGCUCACUGGUGGUCUGAUCACAUCUCUUUGGUCCAUGCCUUCAUUGAACAUCUUGUGGAUCGCUGCAGCGCAGAAACCCACUUCGUCGACGUAUACCCGCUCGUGGUAUCGCGCCUGGUGUCCGCUGUUCAUUGGCUUAAGGCGACACCCGGUUUGGACCCCGUUCGUCCGUCGGCGGGUCUCUACCCGGGUGUGGGCCCUUUCAGCUAG
Messenger RNA from Cyclocybe aegerita, 873 nucleotides. The record is from the annotation of a GenBank genome assembly. Lineage: Eukaryota; Fungi; Basidiomycota; Agaricomycetes; Agaricales; Hemipholiotaceae.